UGGUUGCCAUUUUGUUUUAGGUGAGGUCUUUGUGUUGGAUGAUGGAGGAGAAGUGGAUUUGGAUCUGGGUAACUAUGAACGGUUUCUUGAUAUCCGACUCACAAAGGACAAUAAUCUGACCACUGGAAAAAUAUACCAAUAUGUCAUCAACAAGGAAAGGAAGGGAGACUACUUAGGUAAAACUGUGCAAGUUGUGCCCCACAUUACUGAUGCCAUCCAGGAGUGGGUGAUGAGACAGGCACGGAUCCCAGUAGAUGAAGAUGGCAUGGAGCCCCAAGUCUGUGUGAUAGAGCUCGGAGGAACGGUGGGAGAUAUUGAAAGCAUGCCUUUCAUUGAAGCAUUCCGCCAAUUUCAAUUCAAAGUCAAGCGCGAGAACUUCUGUAAUAUUCACGUCAGUCUAGUUCCCCAGCCAAGUUCUACAGGGGAGCAGAAGACAAAACCUACUCAGAAUAGUGUUCGUGAACUUCGGGGCCUGGGUCUAUCACCAGAUCUAAUUGUGUGUAGAUGUUCCACGCCCCUGGAUACCUCAGUGAAAGAGAAAAUUUCCAUGUUUUGUCAUGUAGAACCAGAACAGGUAAUCUGUGUCCAUGAUGUCUCUUCCAUCUAUCGGGUUCCUCUGUUGCUAGAGGAGCAAGGAGUGGUGGAUUAUUUUCGACACAGGCUCAACCUUCCCAUUGAAAAGCAGCCCCAGAGAAUGUUGAUGAAAUGGAAGGAGAUGGCAGACAGAUAUGAUCGCUUAUUGGAAACCUGUUCUAUUGCCCUGGUUGGCAAAUAUACAAAGUUUUCAGAUUCAUAUGCCUCUGUCAUUAAAGCCUUGGAACAUUCUGCUCUAGCAAUCAAUCACAAACUCGAGAUAAAGUAUAUUGAUUCUGCUAAUUUGGAACCAGUUACAUUACAAGAAGAACCAGUUCGAUACCACGAAGCCUGGCAGAAGCUUUGCAGUGCUGAUGGAGUCUUGGUUCCAGGUGGUUUUGGUGUUCGAGGCACAGAAGGAAAAAUUCAAGCCAUUUCUUGGGCAAGAAAGCAGAAGAAACCUUUCCUAGGAGUCUGUCUGGGAAUGCAGUUGGCCGUUGUGGAGUUUGCCCGCAAUAUACUUGGCUGGCAAGAUGCCAACUCUACAGAAUUUGACCCCAAAACUACACACCCAGUGGUAAUUGACAUGCCGGAACACAAUCCAGGUCAAAUGGGUGGAACCAUGAGGCUGGGCAAGAGAAGAACUAUCUUCCAAACCAAGAAUUCAGUCAUGAAGCAUCCCUUUUUUGUGGGAGUUCAGUAUCACCCAGAAUUCCUAUCCAGACCCAUAAAACCUUCUCCUCCUUACUUUGGCCUCCUCCUGGCUUCUGCAGGAAGACUCUCACAUUAUCUCCAGAAAGGUUGCAGACUUUCUCCCAGGGAUACCUAUAGUGACAGAAGUGGAAGUAGCUCCCCCGAUUCUGAGAUCACAGAACUGAAAUUUACUGCAGUGAAUCUUGAGUAAACUGCUGGUGUUUGGAAAUUCUUCACUGGACAACCCUACGUCCUGAGGAUCUUGUAGAUCAUGUUAUUAUAAUUGUUUUUAUUUUUUGGGGGGGGGACACCUUGUCAUUACUUUUAUUUUAUUUUUAAAAAGAAAUUAUUCCGAGAAACUGGCAUUGCUGCUUACUCGUGCUCAGCGGUGAGCUUACAAACCUGAAGUGCGGAAGCUGAGAGGCAGGAAGAGACGUAAGGAGGACACGUAAAGGAGCUUUAACAGGCCAAUGGAGAUGCUCGCAGAAGAGGCCACGCAGAAUCUCUCUUCAGGGUUUUGAUUCUUCUCCAGUGCUGGAGGUGCACCGUGGCAGGCUACCCCCAAGCUUUUAAAAGUAUUCUAAAACCAAACUGGUGCUACUAGACCUAACGUUGCUUAUUAACCUUUCCCGAGAGUAUGAUUUUCCUGUUCACAAGAUGCAGGGCACUCUGAGGCUAAGCAAGUCUGGACCCACAUUUAAAGAUGUUUUUGAAAAUGCGAGUGUGUCAAUUCCCCUCUCCCCCUGCCAUUUUACACAUUCACUGGGGGCGGGGGGGGGGGGGGAAGCAUGGUUUUCUUUUAGUUCAGCUUCCUGAACUGAUCCCAAUUCCUUGCAUCAAGGGGUGUGGGUGGCGGCGGGGGGGGGGGGGGGAGUACACGUGUAUGAAAAAGUGACUUUUCAGAAGUUGCCUUUUGCACCUCUCGUGGAGAGCUUUGCCUUGGACUCGAAAGAAGCACUGAGGGUUUCGGGGAGAGACCUCCCUACACGGAACCGAAGCGCCUCUGUUGGCGUGUGGGCCGUCCCAGGCACUUGUCAUUUACAGGGGGAUGCACCUGCCCAGCGACACACAGGUGCAGCCUUAGGAGAGAGAAAGGAUGAGCCUGCAGAUGUGGAAGGUUUUUUUUUUUUUUGGAAGAAAAAUGUGGUUUGAGAUCUUUUCCCAGAGGCAGGUUCUAAACUUGGUUUUCCAGCAAGUUAGGUGAAACAGUGUGUUAGUGCAAACAUAUUGGAUGUACAGAUCCUUUUCAGUUCAUUAAAACUUUGGGAAA
Molecule: messenger RNA, 2536 nt
Organism: Notechis scutatus (mainland tiger snake)
Lineage: Eukaryota; Metazoa; Chordata; Lepidosauria; Squamata; Elapidae
Source: RefSeq, a predicted model, not a curated record